Messenger RNA from Sycon ciliatum, 2839 nucleotides. RefSeq names its product ADP-ribosylation factor-binding protein GGA1-like. The record is from RefSeq and is a predicted model, not a curated record. Gene Ontology annotation, molecular function: phosphatidylinositol binding; ubiquitin binding; small GTPase binding. Bases 145 to 1905 code for a protein of 586 amino acids. Lineage: Eukaryota; Metazoa; Porifera; Calcarea; Leucosolenida; Sycettidae. Gene Ontology annotation, biological process: Golgi to plasma membrane transport; intracellular protein transport; protein localization to cell surface. The transcript has 18 exons. Gene Ontology annotation, cellular component: trans-Golgi network.
CUUGACUUGAUUUCCCUGAUUUUCAAGUGGUUUGGCUUUGUUGAAGGAAGGGGGUUUGGGGCUGCUGUUUUCGUGGCCAGCUGCUGCUUGCUUGCUGCACAAAGUGCAGCCUCUAGUAAGACCUAAUCUUCAUAGGCCGCAGCCAUGGACGCCGCAUUGGAUCGCGCCUGCGAUCCCAAGCGGACGGAUAGAGAGAGGGGAGCGGGCAUGACAAGAUUUGUCAACUUUGUCAAUAAAGAGCAAGAUGGACCGCAGAUUGCCAUCAAACUUCUCAUUGCCAAAUACCAGAGUUCUACAGAAGGCGUUGUCCUGUCCGCUUUGGAGGUCACCGAGUCAUGCGUACGUUCAUGUGGCAAACGCUUCCAUGACGAGAUCGGCAAAUUCCGCUACCUGAACGAGUUGAUCAAGCUGGUGUCCCCGAAGUAUUCAGCCGAUCGUACUCCCCCAGCUGCCAAGAAGAAGAUCAAAACAUUGCUUUACAACUGGAGUGAAGGCCUCAACCAUCAUCCAAAGAUGAGAGAAGCAUUUAUGAUGCUCAAAAAUCAAGGCUUGGUUCAUGAUGAAGAUCUCCCCAAGCGUGAGGAGAGUGCACCUCACGAGCGCAUUGGCCCGGCUGUGUUCGAAGACGAGAAUAGAUCGGCUCUGUUGAAACGGCUUCUUGCGAGCAAGCACCCCGAAGACCUGGAAGCGGCCAACCGCCUUAUCAAGGAUAUGGUCAAGAAAGACAACCUUCAGAUGACUAACUUAUCGAAACGUAUUGCUGAGCUAGAAACUUGCCAGAACAAUAUCAAAUUGCUGACGGAGAUGUUGGCCCAUUAUGAACCGGGACAGAACCAUGAGAUAAUCACGGAACUUUACAAGUCAUGUGUAGAGAUGAGAACUAAGCUACAGAAGAUGGCAACGGAAGUAGAUGAAGGCGGUGAUCAAAUGACUGAAAUCUUCCAGCUAAGCGAUGAGCUCACCAAGGUAUUGGAGUUACACGAUAGGAAGAUAGCUGGCCAAGCAACACCAGCAUCCUCUGCUGGCCAACAAACCCUGGCACAGGCUGCCGUUCCGGAGGCUGCUGCUGGCGGUGAUGACUUUGAUUUGCUGGGAGGUAUCGGUGCACCGGCACCAGCAUCGCAGGCCAUGGCGGCGGCAUCGACCAGUGGCGGUGGCCUGGGAGAUCUUGACACUCUGCUGAGCCUGGACCCUCUCGGUGACAGCAGUCCUGCGAUGGCCACAGCGUCCGAUGGUGCCGUGCACGGCGGUGGAUCGGCAUCACUGCUCGACGACCUCGCCAUGUUGGAUAUUGGUGGUAGUGCAGCACCGCCCGCUGCAGGAGCAGGUCUAGGUGGCCUGAACGGUGGACUGCUUGGAAUGGGAGCACCAGCACCUGCAACUGGACUGGGAAUGGACAUGCUCCAAGCUACACCUACGCAGCAACAGACAACUGCAGGUAUGCAACCCGCACAACCCCAAGCUCUUGGAGCCCAACCCGCGGCGGCAUCACCAGCAGCAGGCGGUACCGGUGACCUCUUUGUCCCGAUCGACUCCAUCCAGAUGAGCUCCAAGCCACCGCUUGUCGCAUUCGACAAGAAUGGGCUCCGGAUGCUCGUAUUUAUAACGCAGAAUGUACCACAACCUAACGUGCAGACGUACGUCGUGCAAACAAUGAAUACCAGCAUGGCAGCCAUUACGAAUUUCUCCUUCCAGGCUGCUGUUCCCAAGUCACAACGGGUAAAACUUCAACCAGCAUCAGGCGAGUCCUUACCGGCACACAACAACCCUCUCUCUGCUCCACCAACUAUCAAUCAAGUGAUGCUUAUCGCUAACCCAGCACAGGAACCCCUCCGAUUGCGCUUCAAGCUGGACUUUGUUGCCAACGGAUCGCCGUUCUCGGAUGUUGGCCAGGUCGAGGGUUAGACGGCGGGCACACCGUCCAACUUCCCUACACACCUGGUUGCGUUUCUUAUUCGUAUUCCGUCACAACUCACAUUGCCAUGCUCGAGUCUCCCUUCGCCACACCGACUGGAAGGCUAACUAUUGUCUGCAGAAAUUUGUAGCGUGCAGCUGAACAGAACCGCACGGCGUGUUCUCUCGCCAUGGGCCAUACCAGUGAAGCAUUACCCUGUCUGCGGCGCUCCUCCCUGUUCCCCUGGCACUUUAAUUAUUACUCGAAUAGUGCUGCAGUCCACCCGUAUACACGUGUGCGUGUGGGCGCACGUGUUUGGCUCUGCGCUGGCUACGCUGCCCUUCUGUUUAUUCUCCCAUCCACUCCUUCACCCCAUCAUUUCCCCAAGGUCGUUCUUGGCAUCACACGCGCGCGCACGUUGCUCAUUAUUUAGUGCGGAGAACUCUCUCCCCCGAUUGUCAGCAUUUUCACAAUUAUAGUUUCCUCUCGUCCCCCAUAGACAUGUUUAUCGGUUUGGCUGUUGUGGGCAAGAGACACGAUGAGCUGUUGCAUCACCUCUCGUUUUGUUCUGCCUGGCCAAUGGCCUCCACUCUCCCCGAUCAGUCCCUGAUCCUCGCCUCCGCCAAUGCUCUAGCACCAUGUCGUGCACGCGUUUGGAAAUUUGCCGUGCGCGCCAUUGAUGAAAUUUUUACUUUAGUUCAACGUAGGAGAGCGGCUCUAUUUCGUUGCUAGUCAAUUCUGCAAAUGAAGCCUCCUGGGAUCUGGGCCUCCCUGUUGCUGAAUGUACUGUUUUGCGUAUGGAAUUCUAGCAGUGCGGAAAUCAUAUUUUUUGCCUUGCUGUCUUUCCUUCUUUAAAUAAUUAUGUCAAAGUAUGUGUAUGUUGAUUUUAUCAAGUAUCUGUCCGUAAUUGUGGGCCGCAAGAUGGACGACGUCUACAACUGUGAA